UGCAUUAGUCUGUGACAGAGGGGUUGGCUAUGGGAGGGGCAUCUAUGCUAUCAGUUAUUUGCACUUGUGUAUGUUUGUGUGUGUCUCUCAAAAGUCAUACCUCACGCCAGUUUAUAACAAAGCAUAAACAAUAUUUUCCUUAGCAUAUUCAAGAAUGUUUCCAUACCUUCUUGUGGAAAUUCUUCUAGGGUCAUGCUACUGCAGCAAAGAAGGUAGUAAGACGUUGGGACGUCCAGAGUUGUUUGGCCCUUCAGUGGUUUUAGUUAAUGACAUUGUUGACUUUAAAUGUCAACUGCUGAGCUAUCCAAAGAAUGAAACUGUCCUGCUGGAGUUCUUCAAGGAGGGAAAUCGUAACAAGUCACUGGGGUUCUACAGUUCCUCAGAUGGGGAAGUUGCGACGUUCCCCAUUGUAAUCAAAACUUAUCAUCAAGGCAACCUGGAGUGUGUGGGCACAGUGCAAAACAAUUCUCACGUAGAGCCCUCUGUGAGUUAUCCUCAUAACCUCAAGGUCAUUGAGCCAGUUGCAGGCGCAAAGGUCAUCAUUGAAUUUGGUGGAGAUGAGUUCUUUGAAGGGGAGACACUGCAACUGAGGUGUACUCUGACAUCAGGAAACCAUGCCUUUUUCAAGUGGCUAGUAAAUGGUCAGCCUGUCUUACAGUCGCCGCUCCAUCAUGUUGUAAAGGACCAGCUUUUUAUUUACAGGUCUACCUCCGCAGACAGCGGCUCGUACAUGUGUGUUGCUACAAAUCACUAUAAUGCAACAAGAGUCUUCACAUCCAACAGCUUAGAAGUACAAAUCACUGUCAAAGAUGUCAUAUCAGUCCCUGACAUUUCCUUUAGUGUGCUGACAGAGGAUUCCUUGAACUAUUUUGCUCUGGUCACAUGCCAGUCAAUAAGAGGCACACUGCCCGUCACCUUUUCCCUCUACAAAGGAACAGAAUUGGCUUACAAUACGACAGUUGAUGAAAGAAAAGCUACCUUCAAGAUUCCUUUGGUUUUAGACAGACACUUAGGAUGGUUCCAGUGCCAAGCCAAUAAUGGUAAUGAAGUCGCAUACAGUCAAUGGCUGCCCUUAGAAGUUGUUAGUGUUGGUGGGCCCGUGGCCAUGCACUAUGACUAUGACAUUGGAGAAAACUAUGCUGUAGUUGGCCUCAGGUUCUACUGCAAGGCGACAAAGGGAUCUUAUCCACGGUACCGGUGGUUCCUCAACAAAACACUUCUCCAAGAUCGAGGAGACUUUUAUUACAUAUUCAAUCAGCAACCAGACCAGUCCAUCCUCAUGCUCUCUGUAGAGGGGAGCAUUGCUGGGACAUACCAUUGCGAAGUGUUUGACAUGUUUGACAACACCACUACCAUUAGCAGCAAAAAGAAGUAUAUAGACAGAAAUGUGCUCAAUCGUCUCCCAGUUUCUGUGGUGGCCGUUGUGUUCGGAUGUUUCACUUUUUUGGUUGUCCUGGUCUCUGCUUGUUGUUUCAUUGGAGUGUUGUUCAGGGAAACAAAGAAAGGAGAGAAGUCUAUUUUGAACCAGAAGCUGAGCCAUGCAUAUGAAGAUGAACUGGUUUGUCAAAUUUCUGGAUCUUCGUCAUCAAGGCUGAUCAUAUCAGGACAUGUCGGAGUACCAUGAGGACAUUAAUAUGGUGAGGUUGGCCAGAUGGGAAGAAUUAGAUUCGGUAUCAGAAGCUUCUGCAAAUGAUGGGAUGUUUGUGGACGAAACAGCUGAUGAGCCCUGAGGGAAAAAUCCAGUUUUUUCUUUGUUUCUUAAAAACAAAGAUGUUGCUUGACGGAGGACGUGCAUCCCAGUCAAAAGGAUCCGGGUUUAAGUAGUCGCUUGGGCCUUUCUUUGUAAACUACAAAGAUAUACUUUGAAGCUAAAGAAGUUCAACCAUAUAAUAAUGCAAAUAUUAAAUACAGUACUAUCAAAUGUCAGGUCAAGAUUUAGGCUGUGUGAGUCACAAGCGAUUUAU
Messenger RNA from Corythoichthys intestinalis (scribbled pipefish), 1964 nucleotides. RefSeq names its product platelet endothelial cell adhesion molecule. Bases 155 to 1624 code for a protein of 489 amino acids. Gene Ontology annotation, biological process: cell surface receptor signaling pathway; heterophilic cell-cell adhesion. Gene Ontology annotation, cellular component: plasma membrane; cell surface. The record is from RefSeq and is a predicted model, not a curated record. NCBI's taxonomy places the organism in Eukaryota, Metazoa, Chordata, Actinopteri, Syngnathiformes, Syngnathidae. Gene Ontology annotation, molecular function: transmembrane signaling receptor activity. The transcript is spliced from 13 exons.